This is a messenger RNA of Leptidea sinapis, 1643 nucleotides long. RefSeq names its product heterogeneous nuclear ribonucleoprotein 87F-like. The record is from RefSeq and is a predicted model, not a curated record. The coding region runs from base 203 to 1150 and encodes 315 amino acids. Lineage: Eukaryota; Metazoa; Arthropoda; Insecta; Lepidoptera; Pieridae. The transcript has 6 exons. Gene Ontology annotation, molecular function: RNA binding.
CCGUCAUUUUCUUUUUGGCGUGGCGUCGGUCUAGUACAGACGUGUGAUCAGAAAAUAUUUCAUUCUUAUUAGGUACCUUGUUAGUCUGCUAAAUUUAAGGAAGUAUUUUAUUAUUCUAUAAUUUGCUAUUUAUUUAGCGUAUACUUAAAAUCGUUUAGGGUUUUUAUCGGUUAGGGGACGCAGAACGGCAGAAGUACAUAAAAUGAGGCCGCAAAAUGGAGAUGACGGAUUCGAUGAACCAGAAGUUCACAGAAAAAUCUUUAUUGGGGGUCUUAAUUAUCGCACGACGGAUGAUUCGCUCAAAACUCAUUUUGAAAAAUGGGGAGAAAUCGUCGAUGUGGUUGUCAUGAAAGAUCCUAAAACGAAAAGAUCUCGUGGUUUCGGUUUUAUUACGUAUUCCAAAGCUCACAUGGUAGAUGACGCUCAGAACAACAGGCCCCAUAAAAUCGACGGACGCUUUGUUGAAACUAAAAGAGCAGUGGCAAGACAAGAUAUCAAAAACCCAGAAGCUGGUGCUACUGUGAAGAAGUUAUUUAUUGGAGGGAUCAAAGAUGAUCAUGAGGAAGACCAAUUAAGAGAAUACUUUUCGAACUAUGGAAAUGUCCAAAAUGUUAGCAUAGUUACAGACAAGGCAACGGGCAAGAAAAGGGGAUUCGGUUUUGUCGAGUUUGAUGAUUAUGACCCAGUGGAUAAAGUUUGUUUAAAUGUGCCUCAUAAAAUAAAUGGCAAGCAAUUAGAUGUAAAGAAAGCCCUACCUAAAGAUGGUUCUGAUCAGAGGGGAAGUAGACAGGGUGGUGGUGGUGGAGGUGGCAGAAAUGAUAGCUGGGGAAAUAAUGGAGGAGGAAGUGGAUAUGGCAACAAUCAGGGUGGUUGGAACAACUCUAACCCAUGGGAUAACAACCAAGGUAGUUGGGGAAGUGGAAAUCAAGGGGGUGGCUAUGGAGGAGGUAACCAAAGAGGGGGAUGGGGUGGUGGAAAUCAAGAUUUUGGUAGUUAUAGCAAUCAGGGUUACAGUGGUGGACCAACUCGUAACACCCAGGCUUAUGGAAAUAGAUCUCAACCAUACAACAUGAACCAAGGAGGAGGUGGCAGCAGCUAUGGUGGUAGCAACUAUGGAGGUAGCCAAGGGGGUCGUGGUGGAAGAUUCUAAUUGUGUUUCGUGCUAAGUACACUAGUAGAGCAGAGUAUAUCAUGCUAGUGUAGGCUGCUCAGGAGCUCGAUAGUUACACUUCAAUGGUCUACCUUCGAGACCACAUACGGGAAGCCCUCAGGAAAAUUCUAGAUGUUUAGCUAGAUUCGUAUCAUAAUUAAAAGUUUUAGAACAUUAGUGCUGAACUGUAAGGUUAUUUAUUGAGGUACUUUAGGUACAUAAGAAUGACAAUGUAAUAAGGAUGUUUAUGUGUUAGUAAUGUGUCAAUACAUAAGUACAAUUCUUAGGAUAAUUAUGUAAGUAAGACCUCUCUUCAUUAAGAAGAUACGAGCAUGGCAUUAAUUUUGACAUACGAAAAUAGAAUUAAUCAAGAAAUUUUAUUUUCUGGACAGUAUUAAUUUCUCAAAAGAUAUCUGUUAUUUACUCAGGUAUAUAAAUAUGGACUUAUUAGGUUAAUUUUUUUAUUAUAUAAAUAAAUUGAAUACAAAAUCUG